GUGUCGUAUAUAUUCUCCAACUUUGUCGGUCCUUCUCACUUUCAGCAUUUUGCUCGCUUUCCAGCUCAUUGUUCUUCUCAGCUUCUUCUCUCUCUAUCUGGUUCUUUCCGAGAAGAAAAAUGGCGUUUGGAGCCAGGAACGAGCAGGAAGUCAGAGAAAUCGUGAAGCCUCGCACCGACAAAAGAGACUACCGAAGAAUUGUUCUUCACAACGCUCUCGAGGUCCUCCUCAUCAGCGAUCCAGAAACCGAUAAGUGCGCAGCUUCGAUGAAUGUUGGAGUAGGUUCUUUUAGUGAUCCAGAAGGUCUUGAAGGCCUCGCUCAUUUUCUUGAGCAUAUGCUAUUCUAUGCGAGUGAAAAGUAUCACUUGGAAGACAGUUACUCGAAGUACAUCACAGAGCAUGGUGGAAGUACAAAUGCUUUCACAUCUUCUGAGCAGACCAACUACCAUUUUGAAGUAAAUGCUGACAGUUUUGAAGAAGCUUUGGACAGAUUUGCACAGUUUUUUAUCAAACCAUUGAUGUCAGCUGAUGCUACAAUGAGGGAAAUAAAAGCUGUUGACUCUGAGCACCAGAAGAAUUUACUAUCUGAUGUUUGGAGAAUGAACCAGCUCCAGAAACAUCUGAGUUCAAAAGAUCAUCCAUACAAUAAAUUCAGCACAGGGAGCUGGGAGACAUUGGAGGUGCGGCCAAAAACAAGGGGGGUGGAUACCAGGCAGGAACUUUUAAAAUUUUACAAAGAGAAUUAUUCAGCCAACCUCAUGCAUUUGGUUGUUUAUGCAAAGGAUGGCCUUGAUAAAGCUCAAUCCAUGGUUGAAAACAAGUUUCAGGAAAUUCGAAAUAUCAAUAGGAGUUCUCCCUGUUUUGCUGGUCAGCCUUGCACCUCAGAACAUCUUCAGAUUCUUGUCAAAGCUGUUCCAAUAAAACAAGGUCACAAGUUGAGAAUAAUAUGGCCAAUAACUCCUGGCAUACGCCAUUAUAAGGAUGGACCAAGCAGGUACCUGGGUCACUUGAUUGGACAUGAAGGAGAAGGAUCUUUAUUUUAUAUUUUGAAAAAAUUGGGUUGGGCAACAAGUUUGUCUGCCGGUGAACCAGAUUGGACAUAUGAAUUCUCAUUCUUCAAAGUAGUUAUUGAUCUGACAGAUGCUGGCCACGAGCAUUCUGAGGAUAUUGUGGCACUACUAUUCAGAUAUAUUCAACUUCUGCAAAUAUCUGGUGCCUGCAAAUGGAUAUUUGAUGAGAUUUCAGCUAUUUCCGAGACUGCAUUCCACUAUAAAGAUAAAAUUCGUCCUGUGGAUUAUGUCGUUCAUGUUGCAAUGAAUAUGCAGUUGUAUCCUCCAGAAGAUUGGCUGGUGGGAUCAUCUCUGCCUUCCAAUUUUAGCCAAGGCAUCAUCCAGUCAAUGUUAGAUGAACUGACUCCAUGUAAUGUCAGGGUUUUUUGGGAGUCAACAAAUUUUGAGGGGCAUACAGACAUGAUUGAGCCUUGGUAUGGAACUGCAUUUUCUGUUGAAAAGUUGACUAGUUCUAUGAUUCAGCAAUGGAUGGAAAAGGCUCCUAAUGAACAUCUACGUCUACCUUCCCCCAAUUUAUUCAUUCCAACUGAUCUAUCUCUAAAAGAAGUAUCAGACAAGGCAGAAUUUCCUGUACUUUUGAGGAAAUCACCAUAUUCAAGGUUGUGGUACAAGCAUGAUACAGUUUUUCUGACUCCAAAGGCAUAUGUUAAGAUAGAUUUCAGCUGUCCGUGCUCUGGGAAUUCUCCUGAAUCAAUAGUUCUCGCUGACAUUUUCACACGUCUAUUAAUGGACUACUUGAAUGAAUAUGCCUAUGAUGCACAGGUUGCGGGCCUUUAUUAUGCGGUCAGUAAUACAGACAAUGGUUUUCAGGUGACAGUGGUUGGAUAUAAUCACAAAUUAAGGGUCCUGCUCGAAACUGUCGUUGGAAAAAUUGCAAAUUUUGAAGUAAAACCUGACAGAUUUUCUGUAAUUAAGGAGAUGGUGACAAAAGAUUAUCAAAAUUUCAAGUUCCAACAACCUUAUCAGCAGGCUAUGUAUUACUGCUCAUUGAUUUUACAUGACCAAGCAUUGCCAUGGACUGAGCAACUUGAAGUUCUUCCACAUCUUCAAGUUGACAACCUUCUUAAAUUUUAUCCGCAGAUGCUAUCAAGGACCUUCUUGGAAUGCUAUAUUGCAGGAAAUAUUGAGCCAAAGGAAGCAGAAUCGAUCAUACAGCACAUUGAAAAUGUCUUUUACAAGGGUCCCCAGCCUUUAUCCCUGGCUUUAUUUGCAUCUCAGCAUUUGUCUACUCGAGUUGUCAAGCUUGAAAGGGGCGUAAAUUACUCCUAUAAUGCAGAAGGUCUUAAUCCAAGUGAUGAAAAUUCCGCUCUUCUGCAUUAUAUUCAGGUGCAUCAGGAUGAUUUCAAGUUGAAUGUUAAACUUCAGCUGUUUUGUUUGAUAGCCAAGCAACCAGCUUUCCACCAGCUUAGAUCAGUCGAGCAGCUUGGUUACAUCACUGUACUUAUGCAAAGGGAUGAUUUUGGAGUUCGAGGAGUACAAUUUAUCAUCCAAUCUACAGUAAAGGGUCCUAAACAUAUUAAUUCCAGAGUUGAGGCAUUUCUCAAGAUCUUUGAGAGUAAACUGUAUGAGAUCACCCCUGAAGAAUUCAAGAGCAAUGUUAAUGCACUUAUUGAUUUGAAGCUUGAGAAAUACAAGAAUUUACGAGAAGAAUCUCGAUUUUAUUGGCGAGAAAUUUCUGAUGGAACCCUCAAAUUUGACAGGAGAGAACGUGAGGUUGCAAUAUUGAAACAUUUGACCAAAAACGAUCUCAUAGAUUUUUUCAAUGAACACAUUAGAGUUGGCGCCCCUCAAAAGAAGUCAUUAAGUGUGCAAAUUUAUGGAAGUUCUUAUUCUUCUGAGUACAAAGUUGAGUCGGUUGAACCUGGCAUUCAUCAAAUCGAGGAUGUAUUUAGUUUUAAGAGAUCUCAUCCUCUCUUUGGAUCAUUUAAAGGAGGCAUUGGUCUUGUAAAGUUAUAAUUUUGGUUGUUCAAUUGUACAAGUUUAUGUACAAGAUAUCAUUGAGAAAAAAGGAUUUGCCAUCCAAUUUAUCAACAAAAUGAGGGCAGGAGAUCAGGCAUAAGCAUGGAUGAUGAAGUAUUGAUGUGUUUAUGAGAAUUAAGGUUAUGCACAACUCUUGUUACUACUUUUUAAUUUAGUUUAGUUCAUAUUGUUGCCCACA
Messenger RNA from Coffea arabica (coffee), 3228 nucleotides. Its product is annotated as insulin-degrading enzyme-like 1, peroxisomal. The record is from RefSeq and is a predicted model, not a curated record. Gene Ontology annotation, molecular function: metalloendopeptidase activity; metal ion binding. Gene Ontology annotation, biological process: peptide catabolic process. Gene Ontology annotation, cellular component: mitochondrion; cytosol. Lineage: Eukaryota; Viridiplantae; Streptophyta; Magnoliopsida; Gentianales; Rubiaceae.